Molecule: messenger RNA, 1590 nt
Organism: Tetrahymena thermophila SB210
Lineage: Eukaryota; Ciliophora; Oligohymenophorea; Hymenostomatida; Tetrahymenidae
Product: Serine/Threonine kinase domain protein
Exons: 11
Biological process (GO): protein phosphorylation
Cellular component (GO): myosin complex
Molecular function (GO): cytoskeletal motor activity; ATP binding; protein serine/threonine kinase activity
Source: RefSeq, a predicted model, not a curated record
AUGGAUAAAAAUCCUUUAGACAGAGAAAAUAUAGGAGCUGAUAAAUCAAUAUGCGAUAAGUUUGAAAAAGGAGAGAAAGUUUUACUGAGUUCUCUUGUUUAAAAAUAUAAUCAUGUCAAUAAAAAGUAGGAAAGAAUACUAUGCAUAACAGAUAAGGCUGUAUAUAAUAUAUCGCCUUCUAAAUUUUUAUCUAAGUUAAUCUCUAAGGUAGUUUAAGUUAGAAUUAAGCGUAGAAUUCCUUUAAAUAAAAUAUUUGCUGUUACUAUAUCUCGUUUUGCCACAUAAUUUAUCAUUCACGUGCCUGAUGAGCAUGAUUAUUUGCUAUAAAGCGAUGAUUUUAGAUAAAAAAUUAUUGAAGUGCUUUGCUAUUCAUAUUGCACAUUGCUUUAGAAGAAAAUGGCCUUCUUUUAUAAAGAUGAUUUAACAUUAAUGUAAUUCUGCACUACCAAAAUAGAUGCUAAAAAGAAAAGAAGUAAUCUACCCACAUGUUAACCUGAUAUGGUUGAUCCAGAAACUAUGAAUGACAAUGAAAAUGCUAAGGGAAAAUCAGAUUUGGUUUUCAAUAGAAGCGAUUAAAAUACAAAGCUAUCAAUCAAUGAUUUCCAUUUAAUCAAGGUUUUAGGUCGUGGUGCUUUUGGUAAGGUCAUGCUCUGUUAAAAAAAAGACACAUAAGACCUUUUUGCCAUUAAAUCUAUCCGUAAGGAGGAUAUCAUUGAAAGAGAACAAAUAGAGCAUACAAAAACAGAGAGAAAAAUUUUAGAAUAAGUGAACUUCCCAUUUUUAGUUAACUUGGAAUAUGCUUUCUAAACAAAAGAAAAGUUAUUUUUUGCGAUGAAGUUCGUGAGAGGAGGAGAAUUAUUUUUCCAUUUAAAAAAGGAUAAAAAAUUUAAGGAAUCACGUGCUUUAUUCUAUGCAUCUUAAAUUUUACUUGCUUUAGAAUACCUCCACAAUUAAGAUAUCAUAUAUAGAGAUUUAAAGCCUGAAAAUAUUUUGCUCGACCAAGACGGCUAUGUAAAAAUUACUGAUUUUGGUCUAGCAAAAGUACUUGAAAAGGGAAAACUUACAAAUUCAUUAGUAGGAACUCCUGAUUAUUUAUCUCCUGAAAUUAUAAAUUAAAAAGGACAUAACAGGACAGCUGAUUACUGGGCAUUUGGUAUAUUAAUCUAUGAAAUGGUGAUUGGUAUUCCUCCUUUCUUUAAUAAUAAUUAAAAUGUUAUGUUUUAACUGAUUUCUGAGAAAGAUGUGAAAUUCCCAACAUCUACUCCACUUUCUAAAGAGUGCAUGGAUAUUAUUUUAAGAUUACUGAAGAAGGAUCCCAAUGAGAGACUUGGUAGUGUAAAUGGAACAAAAGAUAUAAAAGAGCAUCCUUGGUUUGCUAAAAUUAACUUUGAUGAAAUUCUAAAUAGAAAAGUUCCUGCUCCAUUCGUGCCCUAAUUAAAGAGUGAUACAGAUGUCAGUUGCUUUGAUGAAGAGUUCAUUUCUGAAAAUCCAAUAGACUCAUUUGUGUAACCUAGUAAUUUAAAAAAUUAUAACGAUUAAUUUAAUGGUAUGAGUUUUGUCCCUGGAAUGUAAGAAGUUGGUAAUAAUUGA